Pan troglodytes (chimpanzee) is the source of this 3544-nucleotide messenger RNA. Its product is annotated as oligosaccharyltransferase complex subunit OSTC-like. Gene Ontology annotation, cellular component: oligosaccharyltransferase complex. The transcript has a single exon. NCBI's taxonomy places the organism in Eukaryota, Metazoa, Chordata, Mammalia, Primates, Hominidae. The record is from RefSeq and is a predicted model, not a curated record. The coding region runs from base 89 to 553 and encodes 154 amino acids.
GGAGAAAAAUCCAUAUGAUUAUUUCAAUAAGGAAAAAUGUUCAAUAUUCGUUCAUGAUUAAAACAAACAAACAGUGUUUCUGAGUGGCAUGUGGGAUUUGAGCCUGAUAAUGGCCCUUGAUUCCACCAACAUGGAGACUUUGUACCGCGUCCCAUUAGUGCUCAAAUGUCCCAACCUGAAGCUGAAGAAGCCGACCAGGCUGCACAUGCCCUCGGCCAUGACUAUGUAUGCUCUGGUGGUGGUGUCUUGCUUCCUCAUCACCAGAGGAAUAAUUUAUGAUGUUAUUGUUGAACCUCAAAGUGUUGGCUCUAUGACCAAUGCACAUGGGCAUCAGAGGCCAGUAGCUUUCUUGGUGUACAGAGUAAAUGGACAGUAUAUUAUGGAAGGACUUGCAUCCAGCUUCCUGUUUACAAUGGAAGGUUUAGGUUUCAUAAUCCUGUACCAAUCAAAUGCACCAAAUAUCCCAAAACCCAGUAGAUUUCUUCUUCUAUUCAUUGGAUUUGUCUGUGUCCUGUUGAGUUUUUUUAUGGCUAGAGUAUUCAUGAGAAUGUAACUGCCGGGCAAUCUGAUAGGUUAGAGUGCCUUUUGAGAAGAAAUCAAUGGAUACUGCAUUUGUUCCUGUCAAUGAAGUUUUAAAGGCUGUACCAAUCCACUAUUGUGAAAUGUGGAAAAGAAUGAAGAGCAGCAGUAAAGAAAUAUGUAGUGAAAACAUUGGAAGUGUAGCUUGGAGUAAAAUUUCUUCUUGGUAUCAAAGAGACAAGUUUAUCACAGUAUUUUUUCUCCUGCUGACCUAUUGACAUCAAUGAUGUUGAGUGACAUUUUCUUCUUAGUUUUUCAUUUUUUAAAGAAAAUAUACUCCAGUUUACAAAUAUAAUAUUGAAUAAAGUGAUUAUUUUUUACAGCCCCUUUAACUUGUUUUUGGAGAUGACAUUUCUGAUUUUCAGAAAUUAAUAUAAAAUCUGGAAGCAAGAUUCCAUAAAUUGAGAAUUCUAGAUGGCUGAUCAGCUUUACCUGUGGUGCUUUGCCUUUUAAUAGGGAGUGUGAUAAUACAUUAUUUCAGAUACGUAUGUAUGACUGUUUCCUGAACAAUAAGAUCUAUGAAAGGAGCAGAAAUAAAUAAUUUUUCUAAUUAAAAACAAACAAAAUCCUGGCAGUUAGGAAUACAAGGAAUUUCCUUAAUCAGAUAAGGAAUAUCUGUAAACUUUCAGCAGGUGUUACAGUCAAUGGUGAUAUAUUGAAUGGUUUUCCUCUGGAACAAGAUAAAAACACAUGCGGCCACUGCUUCCGUUCACACUGUACUGGAGGUCCUAGCCAGUGCAAUAAAGAAAAAAUAAGUAAGUCAUAAGGAUUGGAAAGGGAGAAUAAACCAUUGUUUUUUGUGAUUGUGUAAAAGAAUCUGUAGACAAAUUAUUGGAGAGUUUCACAAGCACAAGAUGCAAGACACAAGUUUCAUGAAGGCAUGUAUUUCUAUAAAUCAUCAACAAACAGAAAAUGGAAAAAAAUUGCUAAUAGCUUCAGAAAACACCAGAUGCCUAGGAAUAAGUCUAAUGAUAUGUAAGAUAUGUAAGAUUAGAAAAAAUAUAAAACAAUAUUGAGAGAAAAUAAAGAAGACAAUAAAUAGAGGGAUAUACCACUUUAAUAUAUUUUAGUCUCACUGUUGUGACAUUUAGUUUUUACUGACUCUGUCUUUGAAUUUAUUAAUUCACGGUGGUCCAUCUUAUGUAAAUUUUCCCCACUGAUUUUUAAGAAAAAUUAGAUUUGUUGAUGUAGUUUUUAUAUAUAUACACAUAUAUUCUCCCCUUUUUAGAGGUACAGAGGAUGAAUUCUAACAAAUGCAUAUAGAAUUAUAACUUAUACAUCAUUAAAAUAUAAUUAUGGUACUUCUUUACUAGCAGUGAACAAUUGCAAACAAAGAAUAAGAAAAACAGUACAUUUUUUAGUAGUACCAAAAAAACAAGAAAUAGUUAUUUCUGACUACGUAUAUGCAAGAUUUGUAUGUUAAUAUUAUGCAACAUGUUGGGAAAGAUCAAAGAAGACCCUCAUAAAAGGGAACAUAUUCAGUGUUCAUGAAUUAGAAGACUCAAUAUCUUUGAAAUGUCAUUUCUCUCCAAAUUGAUCGAUAGCUUCAGCACAAUUCCAAUCAAAAUCUUAGCAGAUUUUUGACAACUUGAUUCUUUUUUUUAUUUUAUUUUUUUUCGAGAUGGAAUCUCACUCUGUCACACAGGCUGGAGUGCAGUGUUGCGAUCUCAACUCACUGCAAACUCCAUCUCCUGGGUGAGUGAUCUCUUACCUCAGCCUCCUGAGUAGCUAGGAUUACAGGUGUGCACCACCAUGCCCAGCUAAUUUUUUUUUUUUGUAGUUUUAGUAGAGACAGGGUUUCACCAUGUUGGGCAGGUAAGUAUUGAACUCCUGACCUCAAGUGAUCUGCCCACCUCAGCCUCCCAAAGUGGUGAGAUUACAGGUGUGAGCUAUUGUGCCUGGCCUUGACAACUUGACUCUAAAAUUUUUAUAUAAUAUUAAAGGAACUAAAGUAGCCUAAACAAUUUUGAAAAGAAAAAAAAGUUCUAAGACCCACACUCCCUGAUUUUUUAUUUUUUUGAGAUGGAGUCUCGCUUCGUCAGUCAGGCUGGAGCGCAGUGGCACGAUCUCUGCUCACUGCAGGCUCUGCCUCCCGGGUUCACGCCAUUCUCCUGCCUCAGCCUCCCCAAGUGCCUGGGACUACAGGCACCCGCCACCACACCUGGCUAAUUUUUUUGUAUUUUUAGUAGAGACGGGGCUUCACUGUGUUAGCCAGGAUGGUCUCCGUCUCCUGACCUUGUGAUCUACCCGCCUCGGCCUCUCAGAGUGCUGGGAUUACAGGUGUGAGCCACCGCACCCGGCCCACACUCCCUGAUUUUAAGAACUGCUCUAACACUGCAGUAAGCAAGACACAUAAAUCAAUAGCAUAGUAGUUUAGAAAUAAACACAUAUACAUAUGGCUAAUUGUUUUUUGUCAAAGAUUAUGAGGCAGUUCAAUGCCAUACAUUAUACUGUAUACAAAAAUUACCCUCCAAGGUUACACUUAAACAUGAAACCUGAAAGUACAACUUACAAAGAAGAUAUAGUGGCAAAUCCUAGUGAUUUUAGGUUAGGCAAAGAUUUCUUAUAUAGAAUCCGAUAAGCCUGAGUCAUAAAAGAGAAAAUUGACAAAGUAUAUUUUAUCAAAAAUUGUAAAAUGCUUCUGAAGAGAAAAAUGAAAUGAUACAAUGAGACGUAGUCUUGGAGAAAAUGUUUAUAUAAAAUCCAUAUUUGACAAGGACUUAUAUACAAAAUAAAUAAAGAACUCUCACAAUUCAGUAAUAAGAAAACAACCCCCUAAAACAAAUGAGCAAUUGAAAAUGGGGGGAAAAAAUGGAAGAAGUUCUAGAAAUGGAUAGUAAUAAUUGUACAACAUUGUGAAUAUACUCUGUGCCACUAAAUUGUACACUUGGAGAGGGUCAGAAAUGGUAAAUUUUCUGUUUCAACACGGAGACUGGUGAAGGAUAAUUUCCUGUGACUCUAUAAU